Messenger RNA from Aquila chrysaetos chrysaetos, 2605 nucleotides. RefSeq names its product ADP ribosylation factor like GTPase 14 effector protein (gene ARL14EP). The transcript is spliced from 5 exons. Gene Ontology annotation, cellular component: intracellular membrane-bounded organelle. The record is from RefSeq and is a predicted model, not a curated record. Lineage: Eukaryota; Metazoa; Chordata; Aves; Accipitriformes; Accipitridae. The coding region runs from base 484 to 1266 and encodes 260 amino acids.
GCGCUGCUCUAUGGUGAGGCGGAGGUCGGGGGCGGUGAGGGGCGGUUAAUGGCCGCUACAAGCAGCGCAGCCGCCUCUGAGGGAACGCGGAAGUCGGGUGCCGGCGUCCCGGCGCAACGGCGGAAGAAGGUCCACGGCAAGGUGUGAAUACAGGCCUUCAUUUUAGCAUUUGGUUUUCUUAGCUCUCGCCUGCUUUCACCAAAGAGAAUUGAAAGGCAAAAAGCUGCGUACUCCUCCCAAGGGGAGGAGGGAAGAAAUGCAUCUGAAGCUUCUACCAAGAAUUCUUACAAAUCAAGUGGAUGAGAUACAUAACUUAUGUCACCGGCACACUAUCAUUUGAACAAGCUGUGGUGAUAGACUUGAUGUGCUUUUCCUCUGUUUAAUACAGUGGUAUUUCAGGGUGAUCUUCAUAGAAACUACUAAAGACUUCAGAGAAUUCAUUUUAGGCAAAAUAAGUGAAAUAAGUUGUUCUGAUAAAGUAAAAUGGAUCCUUGUUCAGUUGGAGUUCAGCUUCAAGCUACCAAUGAAUGCCAUAAGACGUAUUACACCCGUCACACUGGCUUCAAGACUAAGCAAGAUAUAUCUUCAUCUGAUCUACUGUUACUUCAGCUUAGAACUGGAAUAACCCUUUCCGAGAACAAUACAAUCUGCUUCCACCAUGCAAAAAUUUACAUUGAAAGAUUUGAAGACUUACAGAAAUCAUGUUGUGAUCCCUUUAAUAUACACAGAAAACUAUCAAAGAAAAACUUACGAGCAAUUGACUUAGACGAUGCAACUUUUCUAAGUGCCAAGUUUGGAAGACAGUUUGUACCUGGUUGGAAGCUUUGUCCCAAAUGUAUGCAGAUAAUAAACGGAAGCGUGGAUGUUGAAUCUGAAGAUCGCCAAAGAAGAAAACUUGAUUCGGACGGGCGUACAGCUAAGGCUUUAAAGUCUCUACAGUUUGCUAAUCCAGGACGACAGACUGAAUUCACUCCUGAGACCAGCAAGAGGGAAAAAAGAAGGCUGCAAACAAAAAAUGCAUCAUUUAAUUCAGACAGGCAAGUUAUACCAGCCAAGAGUAAAGUCUACGAUAGCCAGGGGCUACUACUUUAUAGUGGGAUGGAUCUCUGUGAUUGUCUUGAUGAAGAUUGCCUGGGAUGUUUCUAUGCUUGCCCCAAGUGUGGCUCCAACAAGUGUGGAGCUGAAUGUCGCUGUGACCGCAAGUGGCUAUAUGAGCAAAUUGAGAUAGAAGGAGGGGAAAUAAUUAGAAAUAAGCAUGUUGGUUAGUGUAUAUGCACAUUAUUUAUCCUGAGUAUAUAUUCCAUGCUUUGAUUAAACACAGCACAUUCAUCAUUUAGUGGUUUAAUGAAAGCCAUUGGAAUUUAUCUCAAGCCACAUGAUUAAUGUGCUCACUUUCACAUUCAUUUUCAGUGUGAUUAUGAAGAUAAUUGUACUACUGUCUUUUCACACUUCAUUCUACUUUGUACUCAGUCUUGUUAGUCAUCCAAGUAAGUCUCAUUGAACAAUCUUUCACUGUAUUUAAGUAUAAGGUACUAUAUUUUCAUGUGAGAGGUCCUGAGCCACUCACUAUGGUUUCAUAUACUGUUUUGUAGAGUGUAUGUAUCCCUCAUUUUUCCUUCUCUAGUUCAGGAUCUCAUGGUUUUGAAUCCGGUUUAUGUGAAACACUCUAAAAGUUUUCAGUGAAUUUACGUGCAGUGUUAAUAAAGCUCUCUCCAGUAUUAACAGUGCAUGCUGUAUCUUGUAUAGAUUAUCCCAGCAACAUCUGAUAAAUUCAAUCCUGUUCACUUAAAUGGAUUCAAAGGCAAUUAGGAGUUCAGAUCCUAUCCAGUUUACUGGGAUUUGAGAUCAAGUUAUCCUUAUGAAUUAAAGUCUCACUGUUGAAGUGUUUAAAUUAAAUUAAAUUGUCAAGGCAUUGAAAAAUAACAUUGAAGUAUUUAAUUAUGGUAGUGUUUUGUUGGUUUCUGUAUCACACAAUUGAAAUAAUUUUGCUGUAUUUGUUAUCAGUCUGUAAUUGGGCUGGACUGGUAAUUCAACAGCCCUCUCCCUGUUUUUUUCUUUUUACUUGUUUUUAAGGUAAAAGUUUACAUGCAGCUGAAAUGAAUUUGAGUGUCUGGUCCCAAACUAAGAAUAUCCAGACCGCUACCAAAAAACCCCAGUUGAAUUGAAAAUUGAAGUUAUGUUUAGUUGAUGCAUUAUCUAUCCUCAGAACAUUAAAAUUUUACAAUACAACAGGAUUUAUGGAAAAGAGAAUUUAUAACUGAAAUCUUAGUAACAUUAAGUGUUAUUCCCUUGUAUUUUUGUUGUGUUUUGGAUAAGUUACCUAUCUCUGUGAUAGGCUUGGAAAAUCUGCAUGUUUAUUGGGUCACAUUUAUUCAAGAACACUGUUAACUAUUGAUUUCUGAAGACUUACUUGGUAAAGUUGUAUAAUCUUGCUAUUUGUUUAGAGUGUUUUCUGAUAAGUGUCAUGAAGGUUGCAUUGCUAAAAUCCAGUUAUGCUUUGAGUUGUACUGACAUCUGCUGGUUCUAGUGAAGUACAAGCAUCAAUUUAUACUACACUGUUAUUAAAUCUGCUACAAAAAUAAACAGACUUUCUCUUUUUUGGUCA